GCGAAAUUAUUUCAUCACGUGAAGAACUGCUGACGUCAGACUUAGCGCCAAUGCUGCAAAUUCGUUCGCGCCAAAUCACGAGACGACGAAAUGGCAGAUACAAGGACGAAGAGGGUUUCUAACCUUCCUUGGGUUGAGAAAUACAGACCGAGCAAACUUGAUGAUUUAAUUUCUCAUCAGGAGAUCAUUAAAACAAUUCAGAAGUUCAUGAAUGAAGAUCGUCUUCCCCACUUGCUGUUCUAUGGACCUCCUGGAACGGGCAAGACAUCGACCAUCCUUGCCUGUGCCAAACAGCUGUACUCUCCCAAGGAAUUCAACUCCAUGGUGUUAGAGCUGAAUGCAUCAGAUGACAGGGGUAUCGACAUCGUCCGUGGGGCCAUCCUCAGCUUUGCUAGCACCAGGACCAUCUUCAAGUCGGGUUUCAAACUGGUUAUCUUGGACGAGGCCGACGCAAUGACCAAUGAUGCGCAGAAUGCCCUCAGAAGAGUGAUUGAGAAGUUUACAGAGAAUACCCGCUUCUGUCUGAUCUGCAACUACUUGUCCAAAAUCAUUCCUGCCCUGCAAUCCCGCUGUACAAGGUUCCGGUUUGGUCCACUCAACCUGCAGCAGAUGGUUCCCAGAAUCCAACAUGUCAUCAACGAAGAAGGAGUCACUGUAACCGAAGAUGGUAUGGACGCUCUGGUCAGACUAUCUAAGGGAGACAUGCGGCGAUCUCUCAAUAUUUUACAGAGCACACACAUGGCAUACGACGUCGUCAGUGAGGAGAAUGUUUAUCAAUGUACAGGGCACCCCCUGCGGUCGGACAUUGAGAAUAUCGUAGACUGGAUGCUAAACAAGGACUUCACCACUGCGUAUAACAGUAUCCUUGCCCAGUCUGGUCAGGUUGCCCCACUGAUUUUUGUAUUUCCACAUGCUAGAUUAGAUGCGUAGGUGAUUCCUUGGCCUCUUUCAAUACGUAACACAAGGCCAUUUCUUUACCUUCGUCCGAAUAACACUUUUCCUUUGCUUCUUCCAAAUACAUUCUGCAUGAUC
Messenger RNA from Acanthaster planci (crown-of-thorns starfish), 1032 nucleotides. RefSeq names its product replication factor C subunit 5-like. Gene Ontology annotation, biological process: DNA-templated DNA replication; DNA repair. Gene Ontology annotation, cellular component: nucleus; DNA replication factor C complex. Lineage: Eukaryota; Metazoa; Echinodermata; Asteroidea; Valvatida; Acanthasteridae. The record is from RefSeq and is a predicted model, not a curated record. Gene Ontology annotation, molecular function: DNA binding; ATP hydrolysis activity; DNA clamp loader activity.